Molecule: messenger RNA, 1374 nt
Organism: Zasmidium cellare ATCC 36951
Lineage: Eukaryota; Fungi; Ascomycota; Dothideomycetes; Mycosphaerellales; Mycosphaerellaceae
Exons: 2
Coding region: 1-1374 (457 amino acids)
Biological process (GO): translational initiation
Cellular component (GO): nucleus; cytoplasm; eukaryotic translation initiation factor 3 complex
Molecular function (GO): translation initiation factor activity
Source: RefSeq, a predicted model, not a curated record
AUGGCCGACCAGCAACCCACCAGCGCCGGCGACAUCAACGGUGCCACUGCCAGCGCGCAGCCCAGCAGCGAAAUCGCAAAGGAACAGAGCCUUCUGCCGAAACUCGUGCCUCACCUCGACCGACACCUGGUUUUCCCGCUUCUCAAUUUCGUGGAGGAGCAGACUCCUGAAGACGAGGAUAUCACCGAGAUCACACAGCUCAAAUAUGGCCUUCUUCAAAGCACCAACAUGUCAGACUUCAUCGGCGACCUUUACGCGCAGCUGCACGAUCUGCCAGAGAGACCGCAAGAGUAUGCCAAGAAGCGCGAUGAGGUGCUGGAGAGACGGCGGAUAUUCGAGGAGGAGACGGAGAAGAUUCAGAAUCUGCUGGCAGACGCAGAUGUUAUCAACAACUUGCGUAGUGACAAGGUCAGCAACAUGAAUUACCUCAAAGAGAACCACGGCGUCACGCAGCAGAUGGUCGAUCAGCUCUACGAGUUUGGACAAUUUCAGUACUCAUGCGGCGACUAUGCGAGUGCAUCAGAAUUGCUGUACCAGUUCCGCAUUCUUUCCACGGACAACGAUAAGGUCAACUCUGCGACAUGGGGGAAGCUGGCGUGUGACAUCUUGACCGUCAACUGGGAGAGCGCGAUGGAGGAGGUCACGAAGCUGAAGGAGAGCAUCGAUACCCGACUUUUCAACAACCCGCUCGCCCAACUUCAACACCGAUCCGCGCUCAUUCACUGGUCGCUCUUCCCCUUCUUCAACCACGAUCCAGCACGCGAGGCUUUGACCGAACUCUUCUUCUCCCCGACCUACAUCAACACCAUCCAGACCUCUUGCCCAUGGAUUCUGAGAUAUCUUGCUGCUGCUGUCAUCACCAACCGAGCACGCCCUGGCACCAAGGGUAACUUCAUCUACGGCAACUACCAGAAGCAGCUGAAGGAUCUUGUCCGUAUCGUACGCCAGGAGCAGUACGAGUACAAUGACCCCGUGACCAGCUUUGUCAAGGCGCUGUACGUGGACUUCGACUUUGAAGAGGCCCAGAAGAGGCUCACCGAGGCCGACGAGAUUCUGCGCGCCGAUUUCUUCCUUGUUGCAGCCUCUGAGUCUUUCCUUGAUGCAGCUCGCCAUCUCAUCUCAGAGUCCUACUGCAAGAUUCACCAACGGAUCGAUAUCAAGGACCUUUCAACCCGUCUAGGUCUGUCCCAUUCCGAAGGAGAGAAGUGGAUCGUCAACUUGAUCCGCGACACUCGCGUUGAUGCAAAGAUCGACUACAAAGCCGGCACCGUCAUCAUGAACCACCCACCCGUCAGCGUCUACCAGCAGGUCAUCGAGCGCACAAAGGGUGGUUUCUUCAGAACACAAGUUCUCUCAGCUGCCGUUGCCAGGUAA